CGAACUGAACGAGCCAUAUCCCAGAAAAAGCAGCUACCGCUUCCAUUCCGUGGUUUUGGAAUCGCCAUUUCCAAAGUUCUCUUUAUCUCUUCGAUCGAUCCUCAGCUAUGGCCACCACUACGACGGCGCAGCAGAAUCCAGAUAACCAUAUGAAAACUCUAGAUGAGCCGUCAGAUCCCAAGCCAUCGGCUGAAAGCGUAUCUCCUCCCGAUUCCGCACCCGACUCGCCGAAAUCACCACCAACCGAUGGUGCCAAAGAGGAAAUCAAGGCGGCGGGAGGAGAUGACAGUUGUCAGGGUAAUGAUAUUCAGAAGAAGAUGAAACGAGCGGAGCGGUUCGGAAUGCCUGUUAAGUUAUCCGAAGAAGAGAAGCGAAGUUCCCGAGCUGAGAGGUUUGGCACUGGAUCACCAGUUCAAGGGUCAGAUGCUUUAAAGAAAUCCGAGGAGCAUAAGAGGCAGGCUAGGGCCGAGAGGUUUGGGAUUGUGAAAUCUGACACAACUGAUGAGGAGGCUAAGAAGAAGAAGGCUAGGUUGACAAGGUUUGCGCUUCCAGGGAAGGCUGAUCCAGUGGAGGAAGAUAAAAGGAAAGCUAGGGCUCUCAGGUUUUCACAACCCCAGCCUGGUUCACAACCACAAGCAAAUGGCAAAGGAAAUAUUGAGCAGGAAGCUGUUGCUGCGGACAAGGCUGGAGAACCUGAAUGAUUCCAAACUUCAUUAACGAGUUGGUGGGCUUGGAUACUAAAGUUUUUGACCUUUCUUUAGCUUAUAUAAAUUUUGGCUUUCGAUUACUGCACAAAAGGCUUUUCUGGUCUUCCUAAAAUAGCAUACUAUGUGUUUCUGGAGAGCACUAGGAUAAUUGACAACCACCUCCUUGGCAUCAAACUACCGGAAAUGACCCAUGAUCAAUAUUAAAAAUGAUGAAACUACGACCAAAGUAUCCUUGGAAGGGUUUGAUUUGACGACUUCAUCUUCAAUCUCUCAGUUAUUAAUCUGCAAUAUGUGUCACAUUUAUAUUGUAGUGCAUUGCCCUUAAACAUAGUAAAAAUAUAGACUCCUGUUGCAUGUCAAGGAUCAACCAAUGCUAGAUUUUUUGUUUCGACUUAUCCAAGUGGUUCAUAGUAGAUAAGAGAUUGCUUGAUGUUAAAACUUAAAUGUUCCCCAUGGUUAGAAGUUUUCAUUGAUUUGGCUAUUUAAUAUAACCUUAUUGACCCUUCAUAACUCUAAUAGCUGAAGUGGGAUGUGUAGUGCAUGUUGUGUUCUCUAGCAGAUAAGCAUUUGUCGUGCUUUUAAAGAUCCAAGAAAUCUGUACUUCUCUUUGAUGCAUCAUAUCGUUUGGCCAUGCUAAAUUUGAUCUUCUUGUUGGGUUCUUCAUAGUUAGAAAGGUAAGACUAGUUAUAUCUGUUGCAAUAUAUAUUUGCUACGUGCUAGUGCAUCUCAAAUGGUUGUGAAACUUGUUUGCACACACUGCUGGAGUUAUAUGAUGGUCAAAGUCGUCAAAUCCACAUUCCUUCAAACUGGUUCUUUUUUGCUGUUUUCUAUGAAAGGUUCAAUUGUUUAAGAGCUUUCCAAGUUUUCUUAAAAUCUUGAUGUGGGUCAUUUCGGACAGAUUGACACGAACGAGGUGUUGUUCAAUUACCUAGUAUCUCCAGGUAAAUCUUGUAGGCUGCAGUCGAUGGCUGUGUAGAAGUAGGUUUUAAUGUAUUACGAAGACAUCUAGUUAUAUGUUUGUUCUUCUUGUUAUGUUAAUUGUAAACAGCAAUGUUAAUUUAGCUGUGUUUCUAGUC
Messenger RNA from Solanum lycopersicum (tomato), 1783 nucleotides. RefSeq names its product pathogenesis-related protein PRB1-2. The record is from RefSeq and is a predicted model, not a curated record. Gene Ontology annotation, cellular component: nucleus; extracellular region. NCBI's taxonomy places the organism in Eukaryota, Viridiplantae, Streptophyta, Magnoliopsida, Solanales, Solanaceae. Gene Ontology annotation, biological process: poly(A)+ mRNA export from nucleus.